CAGACGAGGGAAGGAGUUCCUAAGUUUGGCCCCUGAUUUUCCCCCCUCUCUUCCUCCAGGCUAGGGUCAGAGAACAGGUUGAUGGAUCAAGCUGUUGUGUCAACCUUGAGUUCCUAUCUGGGUUACUCUUAACCUGGGCAAGGGGUUGAGAGGGAGAAAGAACCAUGGUCUACGCUAUGGGAGGUACAGACCUGAUGGAAACACCCCAGAGCCUGGCAAGCCCUGGGAAGGGGCAGAGUACAAGUGGGCAGCUGAGCCUUCAGCGAGUCAGGAUGUAGAAGUGGAGCCGAGUCCAUCAGGAACGGCUCCUUGGUAGGAGGUAGUUUAAAUAGGGAUGGACAGAGCUGAGCAGGUAUUCGUUGACUACUUAGUAAGAGCUAAGACCUUGCAGAAAUGGAGGGAAACUGAACAGUGACUGGCCUCUGAUCUCAAGUACAUUGAAGAGGGAGGUAUAUGAAUUUAUGAAGAAACUACUAACCAUGGUGACACAAUGGUUCUCAGCCUUCACCAACCAUCAGAAACACCUGGGGAAGCUUGUCAAAAAUACAGAUUCCCAGGCCUUGUGCCAGAUUACAAGGUGACGCUGACAUGGCUGUGCCCCAGGCUUUCCCACCGGGGCCCCUUCAUGAGCCUGCAGGUACCCUGGUGGAGCCCCAGCUCUGCCCUCGAAGCUUGGCUGAGGGCUUCCUGGAGGAGGAACUUCGGCUCAAUGCUGAGCUGAGCCAGUUGCAGUUUUCUGAGCCCGUGGGCAUUAUCUACAAUCCUGUGGAAUAUGCGUGGGAGCCACAUCGCAGCUACGUGACCCGCUACUGCCAGGGCCCCAAGCAAGUGCUCUUCCUGGGCAUGAACCCGGGACCCUUUGGCAUGGCCCAGACUGGGGUACCCUUUGGGGAAGUGAGCGUAGUCCGGGACUGGUUGGGAAUUGGGGGCUCUGUGUUGACCCCUCCCCAAGAACACCCUAAGCGACCAGUGCUGGGGCUGGAGUGCCCACAGUCAGAGGUGAGUGGUGCCCGGUUCUGGGGCUUUUUCCGGAACCUCUGUGGACAGCCCGAGGUUUUCUUCCGCCACUGUUUUGUCCACAAUCUGUGUCCUCUGCUCUUCCUGGCUCCCAGUGGGCGCAACCUCACCCCCGCCGAUUUGCCUGCCAAGCAGCGAGAACAGCUUCUUGGGCUCUGUGACGCGGCCCUCAGCCGGCAGGUGCAGCUGCUGGGGGUGCGGCUGGUAGUGGGCGUGGGGCGGCUGGCGGAGCAGCGGGCACGGCGGGCUCUGGCUGGCCUGAUGCCCGAGGUCCAGGUGGAGGGGCUCCUGCACCCCUCCCCCCGGAGCCCACAGGCUAACAAGGGCUGGGAGCCAGUGGCCAAGGAGAGACUGAAUGAGCUGGGGCUACUGCCGCUGCUAACAAAAUGAGCGCCCCUGGGGCCCGGCAGAGGGACACAUUCAAGGCCCCCAGGUCCUUCUUGGGCGAGCUGAUGACUACACGCCUCCUGGACUGGAGCAGGAAGAUCCUCCUCGGCCGUCUGGUUGCUGGGACCUGCCACGGCAGUUUUGACACUAUUCCGGCUUGCUCUCCUGAUUCCUGCCUUCUUCCCCUUCCUUUGAGCAUUGCCUUUUUGGAACCUAACUCCACAGAGAGGCAACACCUGCAAACUGCUUGCUUCACUGUUUCUUUGAGAGCCUCUGUUCAGCUGAGUGACCUCCAAGGUCUUAUUUGCUAUCUUAGAGAAAAGAUCCUGCCAGGAUGCGCACCCAUUCUCACAGAGGAGUGUCCUUCAGCUGACCCCUCUCCUCACAGGGACCAGGACAAAGCACGGGGCAUGGG
Myotis lucifugus (little brown bat) is the source of this 1819-nucleotide messenger RNA. RefSeq names its product single-strand-selective monofunctional uracil-DNA glycosylase 1 (gene SMUG1). The record is from RefSeq and is a predicted model, not a curated record. Gene Ontology annotation, molecular function: oxidized pyrimidine nucleobase lesion DNA N-glycosylase activity; single-strand selective uracil DNA N-glycosylase activity. Gene Ontology annotation, biological process: base-excision repair. Bases 589 to 1407 code for a protein of 272 amino acids. NCBI's taxonomy places the organism in Eukaryota, Metazoa, Chordata, Mammalia, Chiroptera, Vespertilionidae. The transcript has 3 exons.